AUGGCUUCGACCACUACCGAAGGGGACCCUCCCCAUCAGGAAAAAGAGGUCGUCACCUCCUCCGAUCCCGAGGCCGGGGCGGAUCAUGCCGUCGUCGGGAAGCCCUGGAUGUACAAGCCCCUUAAGAUCGGGCGCUGGGAGCUCCCGUGGUUCGCCUCGCCCGAGACCCAACUAAUCCUCGUCUCCUUUGUGUGUUUCCUCUGUCCCGGCAUGUUCAACGCCGUCAGCGGGUUGGGUGGUGGUGGCCAGCUCGACAAGACCGAUGUCAAUAACGCCAACACCGCCCUAUACAGUACCUUUGCCGUCGUAGGCUUUUUUGCCGGCUCCGUGGCCAACCGCAUCGGUCUGCGCCUGACGCUGUCGCUGGGUGGUUUUGGGUACUUUCUCUACGUCGCCUCGCUCCUCUCCUACAACCACAAUGCAAACUCCGGCUUCCUCAUCUUCGCUGGUGCCCUCUUGGGUGUGUGUGGUGGUCUCUUGUGGUGCGCCCAGGGUGCCGUCAUGAUGAGCUAUCCUCUGGAGAAGGAAAAGGGCAAGUACAUUUCCGUUUUUUGGGUCCCCCUCGGCCAGAACAUCAACAACAAGUCCGCCGGCCGCGUCAAUGACGGCACCUACAUCGCCUUCAUGGUCCUCAUGGCCGUCGGCUUCGUGCUCGCCUGGGGUCUGUCCGACUCCAAAUACGUCAUGCGCAAGGACGGCUCGCGCGUCAUCGUCAUGAAGAAUCCCACCUGGAAGUCUGAGUUCAUGGGUCUGUACGAGACCCUCAUCUCCGACUACUACAUCAUCCUGUUCUUCCCCAUGUUCCUGGCCAGCAAUUGGUUCUACGCCUAUCACUUCAACACCGUCAACGGUGCCUACUUUAGCGUCCGCACCCGCUCGCUCAACAGUCUUCUGUACUGGCUCAUGCAGAUGGUGGGCGCCUUUGUCUUCGGCCAGACGCUGGACCUGAAGUGGUUCUCGCGUACCACCCGCGCCAAGAUCAACUAUGGCCUCCUGGUCGCCAUCACCAUGGGCAUUUGGGGCGGUGGCUACGCCUUCCAGAAGACGUACACCCGGGAGUCUGCGGAGGCGCGCGAGCCGACCGACUGGACCGACAGCGGCUACAUCGGACCGAUGUUCCUGUUUCUCUUCCUGAUUCGUCUUUCAAACCCAGCUAACUCUGCCAGGUUCAUGGGAUCGCUGAGCAACAACGGACGCAAGCUGGCCAACUUUGCCGGCUUCUACAAAGGAAUUCAGUCGGCAGGCGCGGCCGGAAUGUGGCGUCUGGACGCCCAGGAAGCCCCUUUCAUGACCGAGUUUGCCUCCUGCUGGGGACUGCUGAUGGGCAGUUUGCUGAUCGCGGCGCCGGUGAUCUUCUUCAAGAUCAAGGACCACUGCGACGUCGAGGAGGAUCUGCGGUUCUCGGAUGAGACCGCGCAGGACGUCAACGCCAUCCCGCUGGAGGAGGCCGAAGAGACCUCCAAGAAGGAGGAGCGGCGGGUGUCUGUUGUUGCUUAG
This is a messenger RNA of Aspergillus terreus NIH2624, 1497 nucleotides long. RefSeq names its product unc-93 family MFS transporter. Bases 1 to 1497 code for a protein of 498 amino acids. The transcript has 4 exons. NCBI's taxonomy places the organism in Eukaryota, Fungi, Ascomycota, Eurotiomycetes, Eurotiales, Aspergillaceae. The record is from RefSeq and is a predicted model, not a curated record.